GUUGGGCUUUCCCGCCCAGUUCAUGACCUCAUUGGAAGGCGGAGCGGGACGUCGGGAUCUUUGUCCUAACUAGAUUUCUGUUGCCCUGAGCAUGGCAGCUCCCCGUUCUGUGACUCCAGAGAAGCACUUCGAGCCAUCGCAGCCCCCAGUUAUUGAGGGCUUUAGUCCCACUCUCUACAGCAACCCUGAAGGCUUCAAGGAAAAGUUCAUUCGCAAGACCCGUGAGAACCCGAUGGUACCCAUAGGCUGUCUGGGUACGGCGGCCGCCCUCACCUACGGCCUCUACUGCUUCCACCGGGGCCACAGCCAGCGCUCCCAGAUCAUGAUGCGUACCCGGAUCGCCGCCCAGGGCUUCACUGUCGCGGCCAUCUUGUUGGGCUUAGCCGCCUCGGCUCUGAAGUCUCGACCCUGAGCCUGCCGCGGUGCCUUGAAAGCUCCACGGAGAUCAUUCCAAAACCCGGGAGCAACCAACACCCCUGCCAAAAGACUUACUGCCUCCUUCCCUUCCGAUCCCCUGUUGAUGCUGAGGAAGAAGGCCGAUUGUGACUUACAGAUGUUUUCAGAAAUCCCAGGUUCGCUUCAGUUUGGUUGGCAGACUUCUCUUUCUGCCUCAUCGCCUCCACUUCUUAUUUAAUAAACCCUUAAUCUACUUA
This is a messenger RNA of Jaculus jaculus (lesser Egyptian jerboa), 653 nucleotides long. RefSeq names its product HIG1 hypoxia inducible domain family member 2A (gene Higd2a). The transcript is spliced from 2 exons. The record is from RefSeq and is a predicted model, not a curated record. Bases 92 to 412 code for a protein of 106 amino acids. Lineage: Eukaryota; Metazoa; Chordata; Mammalia; Rodentia; Dipodidae. Gene Ontology annotation, biological process: mitochondrial respirasome assembly. Gene Ontology annotation, cellular component: mitochondrion.